Hypomesus transpacificus is the source of this 6736-nucleotide messenger RNA. It is a transcript of the gene arhgef12a, whose product is annotated as Rho guanine nucleotide exchange factor (GEF) 12a. Gene Ontology annotation, cellular component: cytoplasm. The transcript is spliced from 41 exons. The record is from RefSeq and is a predicted model, not a curated record. Bases 1371 to 5792 code for a protein of 1473 amino acids. Gene Ontology annotation, molecular function: guanyl-nucleotide exchange factor activity; G protein-coupled receptor binding. Gene Ontology annotation, biological process: G protein-coupled receptor signaling pathway; intracellular signal transduction. Lineage: Eukaryota; Metazoa; Chordata; Actinopteri; Osmeriformes; Osmeridae.
GUCGCUUGCAGUUUUGGAGCUGUGCUGUGUUGGCCUGCCGGGGCGUAGGGAAAAUUUGGGAAAUUGAAGAAAGUCGUUACUAUCCAAACCUAAUAGACUCCACCGUAGGAAAGGUGUUGGGUUUAAUUGAGUGUUACCAGAUUCUUGGUAAAUAAUUAUUUGAGAGUCCGUGUUUGCUGCUUUUUAUCUGUUAGCACGUUGCUAAAACUGCAUUCACGGGAAUUCUGAACUCAAAACGACUGAAUUCGGGAAACAUGGAGUCAAGGAAAGCUGCGAUCCGCUAGUCGAGUUUUGCAAUCCUGAAGAGAGACUCAAAGGACACCGGGAACUAACUUUCAUACCCUCCUGUACCGUACCUGGGAUCGUACUGAUUUUGUUUUCAUUGCGAAGAUUGUUUUUGUAAACAGGAGUCGUAUUUGCACCGGUGGGAGCGGGGCACACAGAGCAAAGUUUUCUAUUGAAAGAGCUGGCUAGCUAGCUAGCCAGAGAGUUCGCUAGCUUGACCUAACCUCCGCACGGACAUAAACAUUUUGAGUCUAACUGUAGCUGCGAAACAAUUAUUUAUAAAAACCAAUUCAGCACCGAUAGCCAAAGAACACUUUAUUAUAGCUUUACUACUUCAUUACUGUACUGCAAAGCUAACCACAUUGCUGCCAUUAGCUUUCGUUCGCUAAUUUGUUACACGGGUUUCAACUGAGUUGCCAGUCUUAAAGAAUUUCUCCGCUACGCUAGCUGGUCACGAGGGACUCGUCGGUACGGUCUGGAAGCUGGGAACACCAAACGGGACUGACGGAAUUUUCAGCAUCCCUGACAAUCGUUUUCAUCGGGCUGGGAGUAACUCGUUAGCUUAUCGGUCUGAGUGUGUUUACACGUUCGGAUUUGAUUUCCAGUGUGAUGCAAAUCUUUUCGAUUGACCUCAGAGGAUUACAUGGACACGGAUGCAGGUGACAGUGCCAGCGCUAAUAUUUUGUUAAGGGAAUAGAUAAGGAGUCUAUCCUCAGCAUCUGAAAACGAGUGCAUCUUCUCGACGAAAGGAGACGUGUCCAUAUUAAUGUAAAUAAAUUGCUUUCUUUACGAUACUCUAGGGAGGGUUCCGUAUGCAAUGGUUUGGCAUAGGUAACCAACUACACUCAAUACUGUUGAAGGGAUACCGUUCUUGCAUUGGGAAUCUUUUUGACGUGGCUGUCAAAACGUGCUGGUUUCUCACUGCAGACCCAUCUUUUCAACAACCCAGUCCAGCCCUUGUUCUGCCCUUUCAGCACUCACACAGACGAAUGUUUCUGAAAGACACCUAUAAGAGACUGUCUCGUCGCUUUAUGGAAAAUGUCAAUCGGAAAUAAAUCGCAGCAAGUCUAAGAAACGGAAGCCCAAUGAGCGACACACAGUCCAGUACCUCUGACAGGUUUACCAAGAAAGCAAGCAGAUCCAGCAGUAUUCUCAGCAGAGACCACCCCCCUGACAAGAAACCCAAAAGUGACAAACCGACGACCCCCUCGUCCAAUGAGUUUGACCCGACAGGAGCCCUGGUGCAGAGGACUGGUACUGAGCUGGAGGGCAAGUCCUGCGGUCUGGUCCAGAGAUGUGUGAUCAUCCAGAAGGAUGAGAACGGCUUCGGGCUGACCGUCAGCGGGGACAACCCCGUGUUCGUGCAGCUCGUCAAGGACGAUGGGGCUGCCAUGCGAGCAGGAGUGCAGACAGGAGACAGGAUCAUCAAGGUUAACGGGACCCUGGUGACCCAUUCUAACCACGUUGAAGUGGUCAAGCUCAUCAAAUCGGGCUCCUAUGUGGCCCUCACGGUGCUGGGCCGGCCCCCAGGCCUCCCCCAGAUCCCCCUGCCGGAGGUGGACUGUGACCUGGGUCUGGGCCUGGGUCUCCUGGGGGGGCCCGGGGACCGCUCGUCCUUCUCUUCUCCUCACUCCCCAGGGCAGACGGCUCUGGAGAGGCCCUACAGCCCCCUGGACCGCAUCACCCACCCUCUGCCUGCAUGGCAAGAAAACAACAGCGUACAUAACCAGAAGGUCGACAUCCUGCAGAAGAUGCUCAUUAAGGAACAGCAGGACCUGCUGGCCAUGAAGGAGGAGUACAGCAGGACUCCGUCCCCCAGGCUGCUGAAGGACAUCCAGGAGGCCAAGAAGCACAUUCCUCAGUUGCAGGGACAGCUGUGCAAGGCCAUGGGGAGUGGGGCAGCACAGGUGGGGCUCCAGGACUCUGGGCUGGCGGCAGAGGGGGAGGAGGCCAGCCCGCUGGAGCCAGACAGGACUCCCUCGUCCAGGGGAGACCCCAGCAUGGAACUCUCCUGGAGCAGUGCCAACAUGUCUCCUGUUCCUCGUUUGUUUGGCCCAGGGUCUCCAGAGAGCCUGUACCAGAGGGACUCGUCGUGCCCCAGCCCCAGGACCACUCCCAGGGACAGCUUCACCUCCUGCCCCUCCCCAGAUGUGGAGGACCACCCCGACCUGGACUCCCUGUCCCCCUCAAACGUCAGCACCCCUUCCUCCUCACGCCUCGUAUCCCAGAUCAUUGGUGCAGAGGACGAUUACUUCGACUCAGACCAGGAACAGGUGAACAGCCAGUGCAGCUGCUUCCAGAGCAUCGAGCUGCUGAAGUCUCGCCCCGCCCACCUGGCCGCAUUCCUGCAUCACGUGAUCUCCCAGUUCGACCCUGCUCCGCUGCUCUGCUACCUCUACGCUGACCUGUACAAGCAGACCAACACCAAAGAGACCAGACGAGUCUUCAUGGACCUCCACACCUUCUUCAUCGAGCGCGGGGCGCACUUGAAGGUAGCUGUCCCGGAGCCCAUGUCCUCAGACCUGGACCGGCGGAGGACAGAGCUGAUUCCAGAGGAGACUAACAGACAGUAUGUCCAGACGCUGCAGGACUCCCUGCUGCCAGACGUGCUGAAGCUCCUGGAUGACUUCAGGCAGAAGCGGGGGAUGGGCCUGACCCUGGCCGAGGGCGAGCUGGCCAGACUGGACACAGAGAGGGUCAGGGACAGGGUCGCCCUGGAGAGAGAGCGCUCCUGCGCUGAAAACAUCCUCACCAAGAUAGACGAGGUCUUGGUGACCACUCAGUCGACGGAGGAGGAGAGAUGCACUACUGUACAGUACGUGGUUCUGACGUACAUGAAGCACCUGGGGGUCAGGGUGAAGGAGCCCCGCACGCUGGAGUCCAAACGGGUCCGCAUCAACUUCCUGCCCAAGAUCAAGCAGAAGAGCAUUAAGCCGGAGAGGGAGGGAGGGGAGGAGAAGGUGAAGAGGCCCAGGUUUCCCAGCAUCCUCGGCCCUCAGCGCAGACCCAGCCGCAUCGAGUCAGCAGUCGUAGGCAAGGCCCUGGACGGAGGUCGCCCACGGCCCCAGAAGCAGCUGUCCCAGCCCACCCUGGGGGGCUGCGACCCCCUGGAGUCCAGCCGUCUCCGUGGCAGCCAGUCCAGCGAGGGCUCGGAGCUCACUCACCUCUCCUCCCCCUGCACCUCCUCCCCCUGCACCUCCUCCCCCAGCAGUGCCUCCUAUUGGGCUGGCUCUGACUGCAGCAGGGAGACAGAGCUGGCUCCCUCCAGGCUCAGUGAGGGUCUGCAAGCUGCAGACCAGGAAGGCCUGCAGUACCCUGCCAACACGCACUUUGACUACAGCCUCUCCCCCUACAGCCUCGACCAAUUACAAGAGGAGGACAGGGAGACGGACAGGAUCCCAGAGGGAGGUACCCCCAAAGCCCUGAGAAGGCUGGAUGUUCUGGGUCUGGUGGAGGUCCAGAGCGAGGACGACCAGGGGACGGACUCGGAACACGACCCUCUGACCUGGCAGCAGCUGGUGAGCCGGGAGGUCCUGGCCGGCCUCAGGCCCCACGAGAUCAAAAGACAGGAAGUUAUCAACGAGCUCCUCUACACUGAGCGGGCUCACGUCAGGAUGCUGGGUGUUCUGGACCAGGUGUUCUACCAGAAGCUCUCCAGAGACUCCAUUCUGCCCGCUGCUGACCUGAGGAACAUCUUCACCAACCUGGACGACAUCCGGCAGCUGCACGUCUCCAUAAGUGAGCAGAUGACAGCAAUGCGUAAGAGGAACGAGACCUCAGUCAUCGACCUGAUAGGAGAUGACCUGCUCUGCUGGUUCAGUGGGCCGGAGGAGCAGAAAAUCCAGCAGGCUGUGGGGACGUUCUGCAGCAACCAGCCCUUCGCUCUGGAGGUCAUCAAGAACCGGCAGAAGAAAGACUCACGCUUCAACUCCUUCAUACAGGAGGCAGAGAGUAACAGACUGUGUCGGAGACUGCAGCUAAAGGAUAUAAUUCCGGUGGAAAUGCAGAGACUCACCAAAUACCCUCUGCUGCUGGAGAAUAUUGCCAAGUACACAGACAACCCUGCAGAGAAGGAGAAGGUGAAGAAGGCGGGGGAAUGCUGCCGGAGAAUCCUCAACCACGUCAACCAGGCCGUCCAGGAGUCUGAGAACAAGCAGAGACUGGAAGACUACCAGAGGAGGCUGGAUCUGUCUUCCCUGAAGCAGACGGAGAACCCCAUGAUCCUGGAGCUCAAGAACCUGGACCUGACGAGGAGGAAGAUGGCGCACGAGGGUCCGCUGUCGUGGAAGGUCAACAAGGACAAGACCAUUGAGUUGUACACUCUGCUCCUGGAGGACAUCCUGGUGCUGCUGCAGAAGCAGGACGAGCGUCUGGUCCUCAAGUGUCACAGUAAGAACCUGGCCGGCACGUCGGACACCAAGCACAUCUUCAGCCCCGUCAUCAACCUCACCACCGUGCUGGUCCGCUCCGUCGCCACAGACAACAAGUCGUUCUUCGUCCUCUCCAUGUCGGACAACGGAGCCCAGAUCUACGAGCUGAUGGCCCCCACUGUUUCAGACCAGAGAACGUGGCAGCGUCUGAUCACCCAGAGGGCGGAUGCCAUGAAAGUCAAACCCCACAGUGUGAUCCCCUUACCUCAGCCCGAUGGAGAGAGAGACGGUGUGGAGAUGAUCACUGUAGGGAUCUCCAGACUCACUAAGGACCAAGAUCGCACCUCCACUGGAAGCACCAGAUCCACAGAUAAAGAGGCCAUCCCUGGCUCCAGCGCUGCCCUCCCCAGCCCCCUGCCAGACAGGGCCCAGUAUGGAGGGGUGGGGGCCGAGGGGCAGGAGGAGGAGGAGGAGGAGGAAGACUUUCUAGACCCAGAGCAGUCUGACAGGCUGUCCUUCCUGGGCUGUGUGGAGGAGAGGGAGGCCGACAGCCCCGGCCCCUCACCCUCCAUGGCCGAUGAGGCUCUCAAGACCUUGUCGGCCCUGAAGCAGGUUCUGGUCACCCAGCUGAUGUCCCAGGAGGCCAGCGAGCGCGUGCAGCGCUCCACCGGGGCCCGCCUGCUCCGGACCACCUCCCUCCGCACCCCGGUGGACAGCCGGGCCCGGGUGCCGGUCCACAACGGCUCGGACAAGGCCCGUGGGCCACCGGACGACCCGGCCCAGGACCUGGGGUCUGGGGACACGGGCUUCUUCGACUCCCCUGAGGACUAUGCGGGCUACCUGGUCCUGGAGGGCUACGGGGGUCCGGGGGAGAGCUCCACUGAGGACGAGAUCUCGGCCAAGCACCUGGGCGCCUCGCGGGGCUGCGCCGGGGAUUCUGGGAUCAGCCUGCGCUUCUCCUCGGCCUCCCAGGCAGGAAGCCUGUCAUCCUUCAGCAGACUGGUGCUGUCUCACCUGCGGAACCUGCAGACCAACCUCAACCACCUCAAGGAGGUAGAGGCCAGGUACCACACCCUGGUACGCCCGCGGCCAGAGAGGAGCUCACCAGACCCGGACCAGAACAAAGAUAAGAGAUAGUUCGAGAGGUGGAAGUUCAGACGAAGGAUUGAGUUGCUACUUCCUGUGUCGUUGACCCGGACUUCCUGUAUAAGCUUGUCCUCUCACUGUUGAGCCCCUCCCUCCGCCAGCGUCGCCCAUGGUUACCACAGAGCACGAGAGACUGAGCCCGAGAGAGAGAGUUGGAUGGAGGAGCCUCCCAGUGACCCCUCCUUCCUCAUCAGCACAUGGCAAUCAGGGAAGAGGGAUUGUCCCAAACCCCGCCCCUUACAUCCUGUCCCCGCCCCCCUACCUCCCUGCAUUUAAAGAACAAUACCAAACUGUAAAAACUGUGUGUUUAGGAUAUAUAUAUGAAACACAAGAAAAAAACAAAGGAACAUUUUUAAAGAUAAUGUAUUAAGAUUGUUUUUUUUUCUUUUUUUUUUUUUCUUAAGAUGUAUUUAUUUUAUCUCUUUUUUGUCUGUUUUCAUAAGCAAGUGUUUGCCCAUGCUGCGUGCAUGUUUCAGGUCAUGUGACGUGGUAGCUAGAUUGGCUGAACCUCUAAACCCAGCCCCAAGGGGGGGUGAGAGAGCAUGCUAGCCCACCCAACCCCACCAUACCCCAUCUUAACCUGCUCUGAGCUGAGUGCAUCUGCAGCAGUCUGGACUGAGGUCAGACAUCGAGGGUAGUGUUCUAGACUGUCAUGGAAACCCAGGCUAGUGUUCUAGACUGUCAUGGAGACCAGGCUAGUGUUCUAGACUGUCAUGGAGACCAUGCUAGUGUUCUAGACUGUGAGUUUCCUAUCCUGUGAUGGUGUUGAAGCUCUAAUAUCAAUUCCAGGAUGGAGUUGAAACUGGUAUGAAGAAACAGAUCUCUGAUCUGGUCUUCAGUGAGUUUCUGCUCUAUUUGUAGUUGACCACCACCACCCCUGAUGCCCCGCUCCCCCUCCACCCCCCACCCCCUACAUACCACCCAUGACCCCCUCC